This is a messenger RNA of Haemonchus placei, 204 nucleotides long. The record is from the annotation of a GenBank genome assembly. NCBI's taxonomy places the organism in Eukaryota, Metazoa, Nematoda, Chromadorea, Rhabditida, Trichostrongylidae.
AUGCUCCAAGCUGAUGAUUGGUGGGGAUGGGCAAAAUGGCUGACGUUAAGCACAAUAGUGAUUGGCAGCAUCUCGUAUAUGGGCUAUUUGGUGACACCGGAUUGGCGUGAAAUUGUCGACAGUAAACAUUACUAUUCAAAUUGGAAGGUACGUUAUAAUCUCAUCAACUUUCCAUCUGCUUCUCAUUUGAUUUAUUCUUCAUAG